Messenger RNA from Aspergillus mulundensis, 717 nucleotides. RefSeq lists its product as uncharacterized. The transcript has a single exon. NCBI's taxonomy places the organism in Eukaryota, Fungi, Ascomycota, Eurotiomycetes, Eurotiales, Aspergillaceae. The record is from RefSeq and is a predicted model, not a curated record. The coding region runs from base 1 to 717 and encodes 238 amino acids.
AUGAAGAAAUUACUUUUCCGAAUUCCUGGGGCGUCUCUUUUCAAUGCCUUUAUUCCCCAGCAACGACACCGUCACCACCGUCUUCCCAACCGCGCACAACAACAGCGCAAACGACGAAUUAACCGCCCGCACUGCAAACGCACCAGCAAAGCAUCCCGCCGUCAGCAUCACCAGGAACAUCACCCGCCGGUUCCGCAGCCGGUUACGCAGCUCCAACAACCCCGGAUCAACCACAACAUCCACAUACGCCGCCGUGGCCAUGGCCGUCGUGAUCUCCGUGACCUUCAACCCCCGACUCAUCGCCACCUGCGCCCCCGACGAAAACGCCAAACACGCAAUCACCCCCAGCGCGGCGGGGCCUUCUGGCUUUAUUGGCACGGCAUACUGCACAAUCAUCCCGACGAAGACCAGGAGUGUCUGGACGAUGCUGCUAAGCAGCAACCAGAGUCGGCGCCGCACCCCGAGCCAGUUCCCCAGCUGGCCCAUGAUCAGAGCCCCCAGGACAAACAUGCCCAGGCUCAUGCCGAUGUUGGGGAAGCUGUAGGCGUUGUUUGCGAGGCCGGCGACGCCGAUCGCGAGGAACAGCGUGUUGCCGGUUUGGUUGGAGGCGAAGCAGGCGUAGUCGGGCCAUGCGGCGGCGUCUUGGAUGCCGGUUGCGAAGGAGAGGAGGAGGAGUUGGCUUUCCAGGAGGAGGUCUUCGCGGAUGUCCUCGUUUAG